AUGGCUACUUCUGACGUUACGAGCGAAGCUGAGGGUGAAAUGCAGGAGGAGGAGGUGGUGAAAGAAAAUGAGGUAGUGAAGGAAAAGCCGUCAGAAGCAACUGUGGAGGUAGUCCAAGGAGGAGAAGCCAGAGACCUUCCCGGAUCCCCUAAGACUCUGAGGAGGAACUCCCACACAGAACAUCCACCCCAUCCACCCGAUGUCCAGAGAAAGCUACACCCCCUGCAGUACAGGUGGGUUCUGUGGUUCUUCAAGAACGACCGAAGCCGGGCCUGGCAGGACAACCUGCAGCUAGUCACGAAGUUUAACACCGUGGAGGACUUCUGGGCGAUGUACAGCCAUGUCAAGCUGGCCAGCAAGCUCUCUUCUGGCUGUGACUAUGCUCUGUUUAAGGAAGGUAUCCAACCCAUGUGGGAAGACAGCAGAAACAAGAGGGGCGGCCGCUGGCUGCUCAGCAUCGCCAAACAACAGCGCCACCUUGAACUGGACCGUCUGUGGCUGGAGACAUUGCUGUGUCUGCUCGGGGACAGCUUUAAGGAAUACAGCAGGGAGGUGUGUGGUGCUGUCGUAAACAUCCGCACCAAGGGGGACAAGAUUGCCCUAUGGACAAGCGAAGCAGAGGACAAAGUCGGCGUGAUGCACAUCGGGCAAAUAUACAAAGAGAGCCUGGGCCUCUCCACGAAGACCAUCAUUGGGUACCAGGCCCAUGCAGACACCGCUGCCAAGAGCAACUCCUUAGCCAAGAACAAGUUUGUGGUGUGA
Molecule: messenger RNA, 762 nt
Organism: Grammomys surdaster
Lineage: Eukaryota; Metazoa; Chordata; Mammalia; Rodentia; Muridae
Gene: Eif4e1b
Product: eukaryotic translation initiation factor 4E family member 1B
Exons: 8
Coding region: 1-762 (253 amino acids)
Biological process (GO): translational initiation
Cellular component (GO): eukaryotic translation initiation factor 4F complex; cytoplasm
Molecular function (GO): RNA 7-methylguanosine cap binding; translation initiation factor activity
Source: RefSeq, a predicted model, not a curated record